AUGUCUGAGGGUCCCAGCAACCCAGUCCCAGCCAAUGAUCACGGGAAGCAGCCGCAAAACAUCCACAGACAACGACUGACUGCCAUCAAGGAGUUCUCCAUCCUACAAACCCAAGCCCCUUGUGGCAAAGGCUGUCUGGAAUCCCAUCAAAAUGACCCUAAGAAUCUGAUCAAGAUGAGAGACGCGCUAAUGGAGAUUGGAGAAACGGCCAAGCCCAACGCGCCCCAAGAACCAGACCUCUACGAAAAGGAAGACACCACGAGCGCCAAACCCCUCGGAGACCCUCGAACGACUAUUUUCCUCGAGAAGCUUUACAUGGCAGCUCUCAAAGAGCUUCUCAGGAGAAAAAUCCAGGGCGACUUUCCUACUCCGUACGUGGACUUGAUGCUGAUUCUGAUUGAGUUUGAGGAAGAGGGAUACGAUGAUGUUGUCAAUUCGGUUCUGAGCGGAUUGAAAGAUGGCGAUGAUGCUGAAUUGACUUUUUCGAUGGAGGAUAAGUUUGAGGCUUUUGAUAGGAUUGAUACUCUGUUGAGACUUAGGAAUGCCGCAUGA
Messenger RNA from Penicillium verhagenii, 552 nucleotides. RefSeq lists its product as uncharacterized. The transcript has a single exon. Bases 1 to 552 code for a protein of 183 amino acids. Lineage: Eukaryota; Fungi; Ascomycota; Eurotiomycetes; Eurotiales; Aspergillaceae. The record is from RefSeq and is a predicted model, not a curated record.